UCGCCCCGUGCCGGCCCGGCCUGCCGCGUCCCCAACCUCUGCUGGGGGGCCCUUACCUCUCCUGCAUCCCCCCCCCUUGCCGCCCGUCCGCCUGGAAGCCCGCUUUGGGGGAGACUGGGGUGAGGGGGGUUCCGUGGAAUGAAGCCUGGCCUGCAGGUGAUACCACUGACCGCUGCCCCGCUGGUGGCCGGUCCCUCCUCUCACACCUGGAGAAUGGGAGUCGGUGUCCCCGAGAAGGGUGAUGAGAGGGUCUGAUCCUUAGUAGGAAAUCGUGGGCUCGUCCUUUGCCAUUGCCCCGCUUGAGUUUCUCCAUCUGUGAUUUGGGCUGAUGACUUCUAAUUCAUGACCUAGACCAAGAAGGGCUUAACACGUCAGUGCAGGGUGCAGCCCUGUUGGUCGUCCUGUUGGACAGAGCCAGGGACGGAGCCAGCCACCCCACCCUCACCGCUUGGGACCUGGGCCUCACAGCCCUCCACCCAGAUCCCAGGUGCACCCUCUUGGCACCUUUGCAUGCUCAUGCCCACACACAUUCUCCCAGGUCUCAGGCACCUGCCAGAUAGCAACACCAUGAGCUUCGUGGCGUAUGAGGAGCUGAUCAAAGAGGGUGACACGGCCAUCCUGUCACUGGGCCACGGUGCAAUGGUGGCAGUGCGUGUGCAGCGGGGGGCACAGACCCAGACCCGGCAUGGCGUCCUGCGGCACUCAGUAGACCUCAUCGGCCGCCCCUUCGGCUCCAAGGUGACCUGUGGUCGAGGUGGCUGGGUGUAUGUGCUCCACCCCACGCCUGAGCUCUGGACACUGAACCUGCCACACCGCACUCAGAUCCUCUACUCCACUGACAUUGCUCUGCUCACUAUGAUGCUGGAGCUUCGGCCUGGCUCUGUGGUCUGUGAAUCCGGCACUGGCAGCGGCUCCGUGUCCCACGCGCUCAUCCGCACCAUCGCGCCCACGGGCCACCUGCACUCGGUGGAGUUUCACCAGCAGCGGGCAGAGAAGGCCCGGGAGGAGUUCCAGGAGCACCGAGUGGGCCGCUGGGUGACGGUGCGCAACCAGGACGUAUGCCGCAGCGGCUUUGGUGUGAGCCACGUGGCUGAUGCUGUCUUCCUGGACAUCCCGUCUCCUUGGGAGGCUGUGGGCCACGCCUGGGACGCCCUCAAGGUUGAAGGUGGGCGCUUCUGCUCCUUCUCGCCGUGCAUCGAGCAGGUGCAGCGCACGUGCCAGGCGCUGGCGGCCCGCGGCUUCUCAGAGCUGAGCACCUUGGAGGUGCUGCCCCGGGUGUACAACGUGCGCACCGUCAGCCUGCCCGCGCCCGACCUGGGGGCCGGUCCGGGCCCCGAAGCCGGCCCCGACACCAGCCCCUUCCGCAGUGGCACACCCAUGAAGGAGGCCGUGGGCCACACCGGCUACCUGACCUUUGCCACCAAGACCCCUGGCUAGCGGGCCUCCCUGAUGCCCAGGCAGGGAGGUGUGGCUCAGCCAGAGGCCGCCUUAUAAGGUCAGCGGGCGACCGCCAGGCCGGGCCUGUGUUUAGAAAGGCGGGGGGGGGGGG
This is a messenger RNA of Panthera uncia (snow leopard), 1549 nucleotides long. It is a transcript of the gene TRMT61A, whose product is annotated as tRNA methyltransferase 61A. Lineage: Eukaryota; Metazoa; Chordata; Mammalia; Carnivora; Felidae. The coding region runs from base 511 to 1437 and encodes 308 amino acids. The transcript is spliced from 3 exons. Gene Ontology annotation, biological process: tRNA methylation. Gene Ontology annotation, cellular component: nucleus; tRNA (m1A) methyltransferase complex. The record is from RefSeq and is a predicted model, not a curated record.